AUGGCGCAAAACUUGCCUUUUUCAGUGGCUAAUAUACUUCGUUCGGACUUCCCCCAUCCUUCGCGUAUUAGCAGAACACCCAGGGUUUUAUAUGUGCCACCUUGUUUUCAAGAAGCUGCAAAUGUUCCAUUUGUAGCCGGCUUGCGUUGCGAGCUUGAUCAACGUAUGAAGUGCGGACAAGCUGGAUGUUUUAGCUACAGCGGUGCUCCGCCAAUAUUUUCACGGCCAGAGAAAGAUACGAUGCAAAGUUCCACUCAAAGAAGGAAACGACAGGGAAAGACGAACUCCAGCGAAACUCAAAACGAAGGUAAUAUUACUUUUAAAACUCAUCCCUAGACUUUUUAUUUGAGUUCAUUACAUUGAGUUUUUACCUGGCCAGACGCGAAAUUAAUGAAUGCUGUUAGUUAAAAGUGUUGUUCUAAUAACACAUAGCACUUGACAUUUUGAAACCCAUACGCAAGGUGUUGAAAAUUUCAAAGAAAUGUUUUAGUUUUCAUUGAUUAACGCAAUUAGGCUUAUAGUUGUUUAAAAAAUGACGCCUUUUAAUAUAUAUUUGUAUGCAAGUUCGUCUUUUGUGCAAACUCAGCGAGAUUUAUGCUUGGCUGCCCUCAUAUGUGCAACAUGGUUUUGUCGCUAAAGUAAAAUUUUAGCAAUUUUGAAUUUCAGUUAGAUUAAUUUCUUAUAAACGAAUUGCUAAUUUUCAGUAGUCACCUCUUUAAAAAUUCCUCCAUUUGUCAUGGAGUUUUUUAUUUUGCGACUUCUGUUGGUCGCCAAAAGUGUAUCGAGUACAAAGUAAGUGUAAUUUGAAAAUCAUUAUUUAACAAAUUUGUUGAGAAAACUUCGUUAUAAAACCAAAAAGUGUGUGGAAAAAAUUAUCAUGGGAAUGCAAUGACUCAUUUUGAAUUUGCAGUGACACAUGAACUUCGUUAUGCUAAACUUCUAACUUUUAUCAAACUUUGCCAGUUAGAAUUUUUCCUCGCAUACCCAUGUAGUUGGUUAUUUCGCCAUUGCAAACGCCUUGAAACAUCAGAAACGAAUUCAACACAACUGGGAAAUUUUUUAUUUUUUAACUAUGGCAGAAAAAGCUAAAACUAGCAUUUGCCGUUAAUCUGCAACUUUCAUUUGUAUGACAUUUUUCAUGACUGACGACAAAUAAAACAGUUAAACUAUUUUAAAAGAGAUCAAUUUUGCGAAGAUAAAAAAAAAAAUGAUUUUGUUAACAGUAAAGUACGUAUGAUUCGCAAAACGUCGCCAAAAUUGGGCCGUUACUUAGUCAGAAUGGUUUUCACUUCCUCUUAGUCUAUCCCGCUUCACUGCAAAAAUGAUUGUCUUUCAAUUUUGUUCAUCAAAUCAGACAGGUACCUGUAAAAUUUUUGCUGACAUGAAAUGAAACGAAGAAGAAUAUAUAAUUUCCUGAAACUCUGAUUAUGAAACAAGGGUCAUAUUUAAGUUUCGCUCUUUUAAGAGUUGACAAUGCCCCAGUCAAAUAAAAUCCCGCCCUCAACCUAUCCCUUUGCAGAGAGGGGUAUUUAACGGGGGAGGGGGAGGGAGAAUUUAACCUGUAUCUGGUGUCAAAGAAAAGCUAUCUACUGGAAUAAGCACAAAUUUCUUUGGGAUAUCCCCGUCUGUAUUCUUUGAAUUCGUCUCGUUGCGCAACGGCCGUGCAUGUUCCGGGAUUUCCCGGGCUUUAUGAAAGAGGGGAAAGUCUUUCCUCUUCUUGGAAACGUCAUUCUAGCCUGGGGCCCGUAUCGCGAAAGUCUUCCUGCAUGGUAACUGUUCAGGCCUGAAAUCAUUCAAAUAUUCCCAAAUAUACGUAAAACUGAAGUGUAAAAGAGCGGGUCCUAGCUGACAAACUGGUGCAUUUUCAUUUUUGUUAACUCGGAAAGUUUUAUCGUAUCAUAUCUGCAAACUGUUAAGCUUCGGUUAACAGCAACAGCUAAUCGACCUGAUCGGGACCCCCGCGGCUUUCGUGAAACGGGGCCUGGAGCCGGAAAACAGCUGACGUUUCGCGUUUCCCUAUUGCUUGCAGUUGAAUUUAGCAGUUGGGUGUCCCAAAACUUUUGCUGUUUUCUCAAGCUACACAAUUUUAUCGCGGAUUGAACAGGAAUAAUGGAAUAAAAGAAACAUACAUAUUUCUUUUGAAAUAAUGACAUAAUUCCCUUGUUUUUAAGUUUGGGGGUAACACUGGAACAAUGUUGUCCUUUACAGACAGGUCCUUUACUUUACUGAGUCCAGAAGAUUUAAAUUUCGAAUGGAUCUCAUGCUCUCUUCAGCACCCAAUUCGAUUUCGGGAAUUUGACCAAUUUGGAAAAACAUUUUUUUUUUCUCUUUUAAAGAAAGUUUGUUUUCCAAAGCUGAGCCUUAUCUUGUGGUUAAUUUUGGCAGAAAAUUUUACUUUUCUUGGAAAAGCAAAUAAGCGCUAUUUUGGAAGGGCUUAAAGAUUGUUUUCUGUGAAAAAUCGGAUUAGUAAUGAGCUGUUAUUGUGAGGUUUUGACUGAUUUAUUUGAAAUGAUGACUAUGUUUUAUUUAAGGACAAUUACUGUUGUUGCAUUUUCUGAGAAACUUUGAUUCAUUUUCCUAAAAUGUAAAAUAUGCCAAUUCCUGUUGAGCAAGCGAUAGGUUCAGGCUUAUUUUCUCCCACAAGGUGCCAAGGGCAUUGAGUAAAAAAAUGCAAAACAAUUUUGUUCCAAAACGCCAAGGUUUUUAUUAUUCUCUCUUGUUGUUAUUUAUUAUUUUCUCGAACAAUAUUCCAAGUAAUACAGUUCGGGCUUUUAAAAGCUUAGGGUCGUUUAUUUAAGCGAAGGCCAAUUUAGGCCGCGGUUUAAAAAAUCAUUGGACCUCGAGAUCUCUCUCUUAGUGUGCCAUUUUAAGAAAACAAGUGCUUUUUCAGUCUACACCGUAUUCUUUAUUGAAACUGUUCACGGUAAACGGUGUUUAGAUAAAAGCGUCUGCCACUGACUGAAAAUGGCUUAGAACGCAGUUUUGUUAAACACAGGCUAAACUCCGUUUAAAUACCUGGCCCUUAGUUUUUAUCACAUGAGUGGUAGUUAUUAGCUAGUAUCAUGUCAUAGGACCUUUUUUUACUGAUAACGGACAUAAAAAACUUCUGUUGUUGUUGUUUACAAAAAAUAAUGCGCUCUAAAAUUGUAAUCCCCGUAUACCGCUGAAUAGACCAAAAAACCAAAAACCAAAACAUAUACCUUCUCCAGUAUCAUUUCCAUGUUAGACCAAGUCAGGAAGUGUUCGACACUUCUACGGUUUCAACCGUUUUAGUUGUUGUUGUAGUUGUUUUUUUUUUCUUGUUGCCAUACUGAUUUCAAGUUGUGUAACAUUUUUCAUUUGAGGUUAUUUUUCCCUGGGGUCUUUUUAUAAGUGCCUUUACACGUGUAUUGCGGCCUUGUGUCUAAGUCGGGAUGAAGAGGUGGCGUGUGUGUGAGAGAGUCAUGACACUGGCCAUGUGUAUAUUUUAGAUAUUUUUAUUUACGGGAGAUCUCUCUGAUAUUGUCCUUUCCAGUUAAAACCUAUUAUGAUGUAAUCCUAAAAUAUUUAAUUCCUUCGGUAGACAAAAGUGCUGGAAGUAAAAAGAGCGAUGAAAGUAAAGAGGACAGCAAUGCUAGUAAGGAGAAAAAACAUGUUAAAAAGAAGCGAAACAGAAGUCAUUUCACACAGGUGCAGCUCAAAUACCUGGAUGACGUGUUUUCCCGCCAACAGUACCUGACACGUGAUGAGCGUGCGCUGCUAGCGAAUGCUUUGGACAUGACAGAGCUACAGAUCAGAAACUGGUUUCAGAACAGGAGAUACCAGUUACGUCAUCGAGGAGUCAACAAACCGAGGCAGGUUCCUGUUAAGGUGCUGGUCAGCAGUAGUACUGGGCAUGCGUCCGAGGCCGACUGAAAGCAAGACGCUGGGCGAUUUCUUGUGAGAAAGUUUUGAAGAGUUUCUAAACUAUUCUAUAAUAGAUGUAAUAUUAUCAGUCAAAUGUGACUAAACAUGUUGAAAUAGCGGUCAGGAUCUUUUUUAAGUUGAGAAAAAUACUGCUGUUUUCGAAUUCAACAUUGAGGUCCGGCAAAAUGUAUUUUCGUUGGCACGGUGCAAAUGUGCGCAACCGGAUUGUGCCUUGUGCGUUUAAACAUAUGUGGUGAGGUGAAUAAAUUACACACGGUUUUGAUACCUUUAGUGAACGCGCUAAAUUCUUGAUAUAACACCGAUGCUAGGAUGCCACCUUCCAAUGGUGUUUCACUGAGUUUGUCAUCAUUUUUAAUUUCAUUUUUUUUUAGGGUUUCCUAAAAUAAGUACAGAAAAUGUCCGGACCGACGUCGCGUGUUAAAAAUAUAUUCAAGAUGAGGAGUUUCUUCUUAAGACAGCUUUCAAAGCUCGAUAAAAUCAAGAGUUUUCGAUCUGUCUUAACAUCGAUAUCAACUAUUCGAUAUCAGCGAUAUCAUAUCCGCAUGGUUGAAAACAAAACUGAAGGGUGAUUAAGACUGUAUGUCAAGCUUUAAAAAUGGGAAAAAUAUAAAAUAUAUAAUUCAUUAUUUGAUUUAUGUUUUCUUUCUUCAUUCUUUUCUCUCACUCUUCUUGUCGCAAGGAACCUUGCAAAAAAAGAAACCAACGCGUAAAGUGAACGUGCCCAUGAGGUUUGGUCUCUUUUAUGCUUGCGUGUCCUUCUGGAAAGAGCUACCUAUUGUUACGUUCCUUUUAAUAUUUCUAGAAAACAACGAUGUAAUUAUAUUUGAUUUGAUCUUCAUAAACUUCCUCUUAGUCUGACGGCGCUGAACUCCUAUUUUUAGCCGCCUGCUGUGCGUAAAGUAAGGCUCUCUAUUCCCUGUUACUGAAAUCGGAGUUAGUGCAUGCAGAUUGUAUUUUUUUUUUUUUUGCAAACGUAGCCGGCCAGUUGGUUCUUUUAUGAUGACGCUCAUUUUGAGGCUUAUAGCAAUUUUUUUUUUCUAUCUUUUCACACGUAUCUCUAGAGGCCUCUCAAAGCGUCCGUCCGGCCCUUCAAAGCUACUUUAUUUUUAAAUCAGCAGUUUUCCCAAAAUGCAUGUGCUUGGUCAGCGAUAUCAUAUCCGCAAGGUUGAAAACAAAGCCGAUACUGGCCGAUUUAAAUAUCGCCUCUUUCGACGCCGAUGUGCAUAACCGGAGGAGUUCCAUCUUAUUUCAAAGUAUUGUCACGAGGAGUGUGAGAGGGGGGGCAGAGGAGCAUUACUUGAGCUAGAAGAGCCAUCUGAUAGGGGGAUGUUUCAAUCUAAGUAGGACUUGGGCCUAUAUAUACAAUUGUAAAGGCUCCCAAAAGAAUAUCGCUCUUGACUGACGUUCCCGAUUUCGGCGAGACUGAAACUUUUGCUCACAAAAAACCAAGGUAUUACUAGCGUAUUAGUACAAAGCUAUUUCUAUAGUUACGGCACACUUUCGCAAAAAAUGGUUAUCGUUAUUUUACAUUUUCAGCUGAAGUGUUAAGAGCGGCCGGAGGGAAGAUGAACACUCAUUUGAGGGGAGGCCAUUUUUAAAUUCUAUUUGGGUGUGGCCAAACAAUGUGCCGAGGGGGUGUGGUAAAUCGAGGAUUUUGUGUGAACAUUUGUGAAGUAUUCUGGGUCUUAUAAUAUUUAGCAAUAGGGAUAUAGUUGUUUAAAUGUUUUCAAAAGGUAUACAGAGUCUUUGUCACUACAUAACGCCAUUUUCGCAUCACGGUGAAAUGUUCCCCAGCCUUCGAUAUUGUCCUCAGCCUUCGUUCCCAUUCCUCUCUGUUGACUAGAACGGCGCGGAUUUCUCUUCAGUUGCGCCACUGACUUUGAAAAAGAAAAUGUUGACGAGCCGUUUUCACCUUUGUGAUGUGCUUUCUUGUUUGUUUUAAAAGGGUGGAUUGUUAAUGUAUUAUUAAAAACCCCUUAUGAUAUUACCUCAUGCAUUCAGCUAGGCGUGGUUAUCGCUCAAUUCCUGAAGUGAUCAGAGCCCAUCAUAGCAAAAACCCGCCCGGCGACUGUGCUAAGUAGCGGCUAAUAGGCCUGAAGGCUGAAAUAUGCUUACAGGACAAUCCGAUUUAAACCGCUUGUAGGUUGUCUAACACAAUUAGACAUGGUGGGGCAGCUUUUACGUCUCCGUAGUGGGUGACAUUCCUGAACCAACUAAAAUAAAUUCACCGAGCAAAAUAAUUCAAGAAUCACGCGUGGCAAGCGCUUAAAAGAAAGGGUGGGAAGAGGAACUGAAGACGGGCCGGGAAUAAAGCAUAUGCUUCGAAGAUUAUCAACAGUGCGCUUUAAAUGUUAGAAAUUAAACGCCUGAACAAUAAAACUGAUGAGCAACACAACAGUUCUCUUGGUUAACUACUUUCACAUUCAAUUGAAAUGGAAUGCAUGGGUUUAAAUCACCCUUCCAGGCGUUUCGGAACAGCUAAAAAAAUUCGAUGAAUGUGAACUCACGUCAUGAAUCAGAGCAAUAAAUAACAACCUUUAAAAUUGCCGAUGGGUGAUUAAGACUGUAUGUCAAGCUUUAAAAAUGGGAAAAAUAUAAAAUAUGUAAUUCAUUAUUUGAUUUAUGUUUUCUUUCUACAUUGUUUUCUCUCGCUCUUCUUGUCGUAAGGAACAUUGCAAAAAAGAAACCAGCGCGUAAACUUAUGCUUGCGUGUCCUUCUGGAAAGAGCUACCUAUUGUUACGUUCCCUUUCUUAGUUCUAGAAAACAACGAUGUAAUUAUAUUUGAUUUGAUCUUCAUAAACUUCCUCUUAGUCUGACGGCACUGGACUCCUAUUUUUAGCCGCCUGUGCGUGAAGGAAGGCUCUCUAUUCCCUGUUACUGACAUCGGAGUUAGUGCAUGCAGAUUGUAUUAUUUUUUUUGCAAAACGUAGCCGGCCAGUUGGUUCUUUUAUGACGCACAUUUUGAGGCUUAUAGCAAAUUAUUUUUUCCGGCUUCUCACACGUAUCUCUAGGGGCCUCUCAAAGCGCCCGUCCGGCCCUUCAAAGCUACUUUAUUUUUAAAUCAGCAGUUUUCCAAAAAUGCAGGUGCUUGAUGGGCUGGUUGCCAGUUUCAUGUUCUGUAGGGAGGGAUGGGGCGGUGGGGUACGGGGUUCGUACAAAUUGUGUUGCCUACUUUGUCAGCAGCCUUCUGUGAGUAUAAUACGUUAUAGACAGAUGGCAAAUGUUCAUUAUUGAUUGGCAAUAUUGUGUUGGGUAUUAGAAGCUUCCCUAAGUUAGACUGAUUUUCACGUGAGUUUCUUCAUUUCUUUUUGUGUAAUACAAAUUUUGUCGGCGACUAUGCAGGGGCACCCAACGACAAUUUUCGGAAAAUAUCUGUCGGAAGACGAUGUGAGAUCUAGAAUUUUCGAAGCAUUUGUUGUAAAAUAUCUUGCUUGCCUGCCUCUCCUAACAUUUUCGAACAUCUAAAAAAUUGUAUAAUUGCCCAUUUUUAAGGGAUUUUUACCCUUAAAUAUCACUUAGAAUUUUCGGGAGCCUUUUUUCUGGCUGAAAUUUUCAAAAAGGUAAGUUUUGCUCCCUAUAAUUUUCGGAUUACCAGACUUUCAGCUAGGAAAUCCGAAGAGAUGAAAAAUUUUUAGGGGAUAAAAAUAUGCCUAUAUCUACCGUUUAAAUACUAAAAUACGUUUAACAAUGCUAUGUUUAAGUGGUUUUGAACUAUAUUCUUGUUGAGUGCCCCUGACUAUGCAUUCAUAAUCUUCUUUGUUCUGCGGAAGCAUUUUACAACACUUCUCCGCCGGAAUCAACAUUUUUCGUCAUUUUUUACUUUGGGUUUCUUUGUAGCUUGUUGUUGUCUGUUUCUAAGAGGCAAACUCUUGAACCAAUAAACAAACCUACGCCUACGGAAGCCUUUUCUUUAAUAACAGGAAACCAAGAGCCAUGAUCAUUAUGGCUCUUGCAGGAUGUACUUGUUGAUGCUAUACUGUAACCUUAAAUUAUCUUUAAAACAAAUAAAAAAAAUAAUUUUAUACGUCAAUUUGGUGUGGCCAAUUAAGUCAUUUAAAUACAUAAUUGGUGUUAAAACUGGGCUGACCAUUGACGACAGUCGGGGAAGAGUCGUUAGGUGACGUCAUCAAAAUAGUAUUGCACCAAAACACAUAUCAAAUAAAGAUAAUCGGCAUCACCGGACAGAAUUAAAAGAUCAGUUAAAAUUGAAUUAGUUGUAUCAAGUUUUGUUUAAAAUAGACGUGAUUAAGAUUUUUUUCUCCGUUAAUCAACAAUGACCCAUUCAAAAAAACCUGCCAUCAUGAAAUGGCGCAUGGACUCUAACACUGGAAUUAGAAUUAGCUGCAGAUAAUUAAAAAUAAAUAGAUAAGUAAUCUGAAAUAACUUUAUAAAUCCAGCGUGAUUUUAAAGCACAAGUCAGAUAAAUACGAAUAUUUCGAUGUGUCGAGACUGGAGCCGGUAUAGGUCCUGAAAUAAUCCACAGCAGUGAGCCAACAAGAGCAUGGGCGGGUUCUUUAGAGGUUGGUCUGUAAAAAUAAAUGACAAUCUUUUGAUGACCUUUAAGGACGAUUAUUUAAUACAUAGUUAAUCUGGACAGACAUUCCACUAAAGGACGUUUUAACUUGCGCCAGAAUAUACGUGGGAUUGUAUCAAGACCAUAAGUUUUAAUUUUUGCCGAAAGCAUUUUGGAGCUCGGAGACGACGAGCAAAAGAAUGAGUUAAUUUGGCUAGACAUAUUAAUGACAUAAAAGUGAUUAACAUUCCAAGAUGUCCUUCCUCGAUUUUGUUGUUUUAUGAUUAUCCCGGCGGCGGGAAUACAAUACGAAACUGCAUCAUUUUAAAUCAAAGGGUUUUGAGGGUUUUGUUUACAAACAACUACACAACGUAGCCUUCAUUUCUCUUCAGUGACUCUCUUUUGACUCUCUUCGUAAAGAAGAAUUGGGAAGAGACCCUUUUCUUGACUCUCUGCAACGCCUGUAACCACCUCCUGUUACAUAAUGUUAAGCUGCUUCAGUUUAUAGAAAUGUUUGUGUCAUUUCUAAUUGAGUUUACCGUCUCGUGACCUCUUAAAAGUCAUAGGACAAAUAUGUUUUUACAAAGAGAGGAUACGGAUAUAUGAUUUUAAUUGUUGGUCACGCAGCACUCGCGUGGGUCGUGAGAUGACGUCACCGGAAGUGCGUUAAAGAGUUCGCCUUCUGAAAAAAUGUAAUAGUGUUAAACUCAUCAUGCUGAUCAUAGAUAGCAUAAGGCCGCUUUUUUUCGAAAAUAUUUUUCCUCAGAUGCUCAGAAAUAUAUCUUUUAAAAGACAUGAUUAAAUUUCUAAUCGUGUAUAAAGUGAAAACAAAAAACAUGCACAAAAAAGUACCUCUUUCAAUUUUGUCACACAUGAUGUGAUCACAGCAAAAUCAUUUAUGACCCCAGUGGAUCACUGGUGAAGUCCAAACACCAAACCGCUCAAAAACGUGGGAGGCACCACAACAUGGCCGCAAUUUUAAAGGAAAAAGGUCAAUCAUUUUACGUGAUAACAGCCGGUUUAAACACUGUCCUUAAAAGGCCAAGCAUUUUUCCACAGCAGAUUCAAAGCCAGCUAGUGCUGAAACACACACGGCAAUGCGGCAAACAACAGAGGGACUUUCCCUUUGCUACAGAACUCAAUCAGUUGAGUCAUACUUAUUUAAUAAAACAAUUCAGAUUUAUUUCAAUGUAUAUUCUAUUACUUCUUGUGCUUUCUAACAGUCUUCAUACCCUAUAGAUGCAUUAUCGUUCCCUUUUCAACUUGAAAUGACGAUGUGUACAAAGUUGCAUUCACUGGUUGCAUUUUUUCUCCAAAUUCACGAUCAUUUUUCCUUUUUCUGUUUUCACAAUAUCAUACGACAAUUGCCGGUUUGAUAAUUCUUAAUUACUGCGUAUUAUGCAAUUUAAUACAGGGCUAAUUCUGCUGAUUAGAAUAUAUUUCUAGGAACUGCAGCCUGGACAAUUUAGAAUCGAGGGACUUUUUCGGUUUCGUGGAAAAUGUGGAAUCAGCAAACAUUAAGAUCUUGGAGAUCUCAGUAAAAGGCCAAGUAAAAAUGAAUCGAUUGCUGCAAUUUCGUUCCCGGAAAGGCCGAUUUAUUGCAAAGCAAUUUUAUUCAAUGUUAUUUCCCUUGCAUCUGGUAAUUCUGGUCGAAAAGGAAACUGCUCUUGAAACAACCAACACCCCCAGACUUGUAAUGACAAGUUACUGGGGCGGUACUUAAAAUAUCAAUGACUUCAUUGGAGCGUGCAGCGAGCACUAACAUAAAACUCAUGUGUUGUGUGAGAGACUUUCAGUUUAAUUCCGCCACGCUGUCAGGUCACUACAGUUCAAACAUGACGGAUACACAUCAACAAAAGACCUCUCUUUCUUUUUCGAUUGACAAUAUUCUGAGAGAUGACUUUCCAAAGCAGCGAAAGCCAAGAAUCAGUGCUGUGAGUUUCCCAACCGUUCAGUCCAAGUUCGGUCGCUGGCCGAGCGCACCAUUUUACCGAUGUUUUGCAGUCCGUUAUAAUCCAGUCCUUGUGCGACUGCUGCCUAACAUGCAAAGAUUCGGGGAAAGGUUGCAGCAAGCUAACAGAGUAAGAGAACUGAUCUUAGCGCACCAGACGGAAAAACGAGCAGAAGAAGGAAGCCUGAGAACUGACUACGAUAAAGAGGAAGACUUCCAGGAUAAUGAAGGUAAGAUGUUCUUGAUAUUUUUUUUUAAUUGCAACUUUUUUUCUCCAACAUGGUCUUUAAGCUCAAGCAUCUCCGUCGGUAACAAGAUGAUCGCGUCAAGGAAAAACUAGCAAGUCCUUGAUAAAGUUUAUGCAAAUGCCAAUGCUAUAAAAUCAAAAAUGAAAAGAAAAUUAGGCCGAAACGAGGACAGAAGACUCGUUGGCUAGCGAAUAUUUUUGGCAAAGAGAUUUUUCAGUUUGUAUCGGUUGUUAUACUUACUUAUUAUACUUGUUUAUGCAUUUUACUAGCGUUAACAUAACUCGGUUUAAUAAAUGCAUCAUUGUAUAGAACUUGAAUAAUUAAUCAUAUCCUAACAAGUUAAGAGCCGUUAAAUCUUUAAACGAAGUCAAAUGACCACAGAUGGGUUGGUGAAUAAUUCUUUCACUUCCUCGCCACAACAGCUUCAGUUUCUUCAAACAGCAGCCUUUUUAGAACAAUACUGCAAGGCCUUGUUUAAAUUAAAUUUAAAAGUCAAACAAACUCUAAUUUAACAAUGAUCAAAUAAUUACUGAUGUAAUGUACCUAUAUAGAAACAUCAUUAACGUGCGAUGUUUAAGGUACCGUUAAAAUCGCGUGAUACAUGCCUGUAUUUCAUGGUUGAAAGGGUAAAAAGCAAGGACUUAUCUGGACUUAUAAGUUAGUUUUCGCCUUUGUUCGAGCUUGCCCCAACAAGGAAUACAGCAAAGCUAAGUCUCAUGCAAGAACAGCUUAACAUCAUACGAAUCACAUGAAACUAAGAAGGGUAUUGACUGAUCUGCAGGUUCAAAAUUACUUAGUUUGAAAAGUUACUUUAUUUUUUUGUUUUGAGGGUUCCAUGCCGAGAGAACAGCUUACAAGGAUCAUUUUAGCCAGCUGGAGCCUUCCCGUUGCGCUCUUUAGCGAAUUUUUUUUCGUAAUACUUUGCGAGUUUUGAAUCAUCUUCUGUGACUUUCAACCUGUUGCCGGCCGCGAAAACAGUAUUAAACCCGCAGAUUUACCACAAUUCUUGCCUCUGUCAGAUCUUACCAUUCACCGCUAUCGAACUUUAGGAAUGCCAUCUAAAUCUCCCGUCGAAAAAAAAAACAGGAUAUUUAAUGCUUCUUAACGCUACUGAGCAGAAAUCUUAAACUUGAAAACAAAAGUUCUCUUUUGUCGUUUCCUUUACGUAAGAAAGGGCGCUAAAAUUGCGGAAAAAGUGCAGAAAGUAUGAGGAUCAGAGAUAGUGAAUAAUUUAAUAGGCAAGAAAAUGGUUGUCAUGGAUGUUUAAUAAAAAAAGUGCGUAGAAAAGCUUGGUUUCCGUUGUGGUGGAAUAAAAAAGAGAGAGUAAGUUAAUUUAGUUUUUAUACUUAGGUACUAGCGGAAGUAUUUUUGUUGAUAAAGCAAUAAUUCUCCAAAUAUCGACAUUACACUUGAAUAAGCGCAAAAAAUAUCUGUUGGAAAUUGAAAAUUGCGAAAUUUACGAGCAAACAAACAAGGUACUUAGGUACUAACGAAAGUAUUUUUGUUGACAAAGCAAUUUUUCCCAAAUAUCAACAUUACACUUGAAUAAGUGCAAAAAAUAUCCGUUGGAAAUUGAAAAUUGCGAAAUUUACGAGCAAACAAACUAAAAUAGUCGCGUGUGGCCUCGCCUGAUGUCCGUGUUUGAGUAAACUGAUUUUGUGAUAAAAUUCUCAAAUGAUCUUGUUAAUCCAACAGUCGAGCAAUGACCCCAAAUUUCUUUCUCCUUCGAUGCCUCUUUUUCUCAACCCACAAACAAGACAUAUUUCUAUUUUCCGGCUAUAAAAGACUUCUUUGACUGUGCCGCUGUCCGGUCGCAAGUUGCGACCACGAACGACAUACAUCGAAUCGAAUCACGUAAAAUUUAUCAAUUCACUUUCUGUGACUAAAAUCGGCAUUAAGUAAGCGGAUCAUCAGAGUGAAAUCUUUAUUCCAGGACUGUGGGUUUCAUAUGAAACUUAUUUGCUUCGCUACGGUGUUUAAUCCAGUAACAUCGGGCUCAAAAGUGCAAUGAUCGGUCAGGCGAUACUCAGUCGUCAAUGUGCUAAAUCACCAGGGGCACCCAGAGACUUUUUUCUCUAAAAUAACUGUUCGAAAGAGCAAGUAUUACCUAAAAAUGUCUAAAGCUCGAGUAAGGUUAAAAAAUUUCUAGAUAAUCAUUGCGUUCGUCUAAGAUAUUCGGUUGUUUUCAACUAACUUUGUGUUUUCGCAUUUUCAAAGAUGUUGCGAUAAUUUUUUAACAAAUAUCUCCUGAAAAUUUCGAAAUAGAGACUAUGUACGGCCACUGCAUGUCCUCGAACUUUCGACCGGAUUUCGUCAGGGUAGCUAAAAAUUUCGAAUGAGGCGAAAAAGCUAACUAACACUUUCAAGACGACCAAAGUUCCCCUCAGACAACCGAACAGAGAAGUAGUUUUUAAGGCAACUACAAAUUAACCAAACACAGUGGCACCCAACGACUGUUUUCUGUAAAAUAUUUGUUCGGAGAAGCAUGCAAAUAUUGCCCAGAAUUUUCCAUCACUUGAGAACGGCUAAAAAUUUCUAGAUAAUCGUUCCGUUGUUGUGCAAUUUUCGCCGCUUAUCUAAUAAUCCCUACGAUUUCCUGAAGUUUAAAUUUUACAUUUCACUUCCCAAGUUAGGCUAUUUUUUUGUAGAAAAAAGGAAACCUUUAAUUUUCGAAUUCAAAAAUGUGAUGGAGAGAGGCAUCAGAAAAUGUCUCACUUUCGUAAUACGUCCAAUUGGAUCAAAAUUUUCGGAAAAAUAAUACUCAAGCCCUUAUAAUAUCGAAAAGACUAAAGUUCCCCUAGAAAAAGUGUUUUCAAUACAUGUAUUUAGGAGGAAACAGGCUUCUUAGGUUAAACAUAGAGAAAACCAUUUGGGACACUUCUGACGUAUUUGGAAACAUUCGCUCUAUUUUGCCUCUAACUCACAGAAAUAGUACGAAGCUACUGAGUUCCUCGUAUAAAGCGAUAAGAUAUACUUUAUUUGAUUUUGUUGUUUUGAAUGCUUUACAAAAACGAAAGCAUUUUUUUGCGCGAAACUAGAGUUUCGUGGGAGGAAAAAAAGAAAAGAAUCUGAAAGCCACAUCAGUCAUUCUUCAAAAAUUUCCAAAUUCCUGCACCCACAAUAUAAAAAAUCAGCGCCAAAAUACAAGAUUAUUUCUAAACAGGAAAUAAUUUCCCAACAAAGUAUGCCGUUUUGCUCAACUGUUCUUCAUUUUGGCUCAAAGUAAUCAAGAUUGGCACUUUUUCUCAAAAAGGGUGUGAACACUGGUGUUUUUCUAGAUUUUCUGGCAAUGAACUCGUGAUAACUGAAUUACAAGAGCAAAAUAGUAAUAACUUCUACGGCAAUUUGGCAAAAACUCGUAACUGCGCUUGAUUUCACAGUUCUUAGUCUAAGGAAUGCUCAUAACUGUUGUGUCGUUGUCGCGAGGUAAUUUUUGACCAAAUUGACUGCAUAUCUUCGACAGUUUAAGGGCGGAUGUUACGUUAUCGACGAAAAUAUAAAAAUGUUUGUUAUUAUACAUGCAAUGUCUUCCGCGUUUUUAGCGGCCUCAUAAGAAUUUUGUUUUUCUUUGUCAAGUUUUGAACAAUGGCGAAAGAUAUGACUUUGUAUUAGUUAUUGUCUCGAGUAAUAGUUUUUAACUUAUUUCUAAGUUCUGGACGCGUCAAUGAAGUCGAUGAAUACAAAAUAUCUUAUACGUGAUCUGGAGGAGUUUUGCAGCUAUGUUUUAGGGAUAAAAAUAAAUUGAACCGGCAGAGGUCUAUUCAGACUGGCCACUAAAUCAUCAAAGCGCAACAAUUCAAACGAAAGCAAGAGAAAGUCGGAAGACGGAAGUGGUCGGCUAGAAAUAGGCGAUGAAAGGUAGGAAAUAAGGGUUUGCACUACUCGCUUCCUACAAUUGUUUCUAAAAACCUCAAAAUGGUCAAAAAAUGAAGAAAUUGUAAUUUUAAGACAAAGUUCUCGCGAAAAGGCAACGAGAUUCUACACGAGUUAGCGGAAUUUUAAACUUACUCACGUUGAAAGCGCGCGACGAAACUCGCGUGAUCUUUUUGAGUAUCAUGCGUAGGUCAUCGCGAAUAAGUAUUUUAACUUUAUGCCAGUCAUCAAAAAUUGAGGGUAAUUGAAAAUAAUAAAAAAGGGUUGGCCAACCCCCUUACGAGUGUGUACAGGUCGCAUCUCGUUAGCCGGCCCUCAUCGACUUUGGAAUCAAAUCAGACACUUAUUAAAAUAAAUUUGCUUUUGAAAACUUUCGUUGUUAACAAGAAGACACCAAAAAAGUCGCCGUCCAAAUCAUGGCGUUUUCGCAUCGUCCAGUUUUCAACCGUCUUUUUUCUGCCAAGCCCUUUCGAUGCAAUUACAUGGUUCAAUGCUUUGUUAGAACGAAAGAUUGGAAGAACGGCGAUCAUAUUUUAAAAAGUUUAAAGUGUCACCAAGAUUAGCAUACUCAGUUAUUGAACUUCUGAAUGAAGUUUUUGUAUGAACGGAAAUUAAAUUUUCUUGGAGUAGCCUAGCCUAGCGGAAAGUUGUUUCAAAAGUAUAUAAAAACUGCUUAAGUGUGACUUUGAUCAAGAAUGGAUGCGAAGAAAGUCGACUGCGACAAACGACGUAUCAGUGUUUUCAAACUUUGACGGAUGUAUGAGAAAAAGCGCUCCAUAGCCAUUGAUUAAGACUUGUACUUCCACCUUGCAAAACACAUUUACGACUUUCUCGGUGUUCAAAGGUUAUUUCAUGCAUUAACGAACGUUUCUUCGUCUAGUGUUGUUUUAUGCACAUACUGUUACCUGACUUCCCAUGUAUAAAAAAGAAAAAAUCGAAGAGAAUAAAAGAUACUCCAUAAAGGUCUAAAAAAAAAUUCCUUUGAAACUCUUUCACGUGCCUCAGUACUAUGAUAAGUUCGAUAGGAAACGUAGUUUAUUCCGGGCAUCAUAACUUUGAUAUUGUUCUUGUUUUCAACAUUUUCCGGCAACCAUCUUCAGGGAACAAUUUCGAAAAAUUAAAAAUCAUUAACCUCUUUAAAGUGAAAGCAAGUGAAAUUUAAGGGGUGGCACAUUAUGUUAUUCUGUUUCAGUUUUGUUCUUAACACGAGCUGCACGUGUCGUGCAUCAACUUCUCGACAAUUUGUGUUCGAACAUAACAUUGUCACAAACGUUGGGGAAUACAUAAAAAUACAGUUUAGAGUUUGUGGUCGUAGGGUUCUCAAGCCUGCCUUCCAUUUGUUUACAUUUUAACUAUCAGUCACCGAAACUUUGUUGCCUGCAGUACUCUGAAUUCCGGCCAUUGUGUCAUUGUAACAAAAAAGACUGGCAUAAUAACACUGAUGAGCGAGGCUGUUCCUGCACAUUGGCCUUUGACUCACGAUAGUCGAAUAUUGAAGAACAUAUUUAUUAAAACGCGAAAUUUCUUUUUGUACCAUUUUACGAAAUAAAAUUACUUAGUAUUAUUAAGUUUUAACAAAGGAGUUGUAUUUUAAUGGUAACACCAUAGAAUUUCAACCACACGUUUGAAGGGUAAGUUAGAGUCAGACGAAUGAUUUCUCGAUCACUUGAUUUUUGAGUGAAUGGUAUUUGUCGAAGGGGGCCAAUCGAGGCUGAAAUCUGUUUAGGCAAUAAUAUGAUUCAUUGAUACUUGUCCACGUUCAUUGUACAGUAUUGAAAUGACAAUGUUUCAUAUUGCAAGGCCGUUCGGUCGAAAUAAUAAAAAAAAAAACAGCACGAAAACACAUCGGUUUCAGAGCGUAACACUAUCAUAAAUAUUAUCGUAUAGCUUGUUUAUCAAAAAUAAUCAAGGCGCAGCUUCUAACAACCUCUUUUCACCUCUCAGAUGAAAUAGAAGAAGAUAAAGCAAAACAACAUCCACAGCAGGACAAGUGCAUAAAGGAAAAAAGCCUACAAAGAAAGCGACGAAUUCGCAGCCAUUUUACACAGCGUCAACUUCAAUAUCUGGAGAAAAUAUUUUCCCGCCAACAGUAUCUGACACGUGACGAGAGAACCCUGUUAGCGAGGGGACUGGAAAUGACUGAGCUUCAAAUCAGAAACUGGUUUCAAAACAAAAGAUAUCAGAAAAAACAUCGCGCAAUUUCAAAUGACAGUAAAGCAGACAAAGAGGACCAACCAGAAAAACCGGAUACUUCAAUGGAUGGAAAUGCCGAUGUUUAAUUUGUACCAGCAAGAAAUUGAAAAGAUAAUUAUUUUAUUUAUAAAUAUAAAGAAUUCUAAGAAUUCAAGGUGUUACGCUUGUGGUAGAGCCGUGUUAUAGGGAAAAAGAAAAAGCGAGCAACUUAAAUAAGAAUGGGACUAUGCAUGGCGAUAUUCGCCGAUGGUGUGUCGGUUGCUAUGGUACUAUAAGCAAUCCUAUAGUCUGACCCUUGAAGCGAAGGAAAGAAAACGCUAAAUAAGAGAAUCAACGUAAAAAUAAAACGAUGUGUGUUGACUUAAAAAGAGAAAACUAAAAACAAAGAAACGUGGAAGAAUUGAAAAAUGAAUUUUAUUAUAUUUUCUAAGAGGUUAAGAGUAAACAUCCAGAACGCGUGCAACUAUACUUUGACCUCCUCGGUAUUUUUCACCAACAUUAUUUAUAUUGUAUUAUUUAUGGGGUAUACAUGAUUUCAAACGAGAUAAUAUAACGAUGUUCGCAUAUUUAACAAUAGACGACAUGAUUGUACUUUAAAGUGCUCUAGAAAUAUUGUUUUAUAUAGCUUAUAAAGCGUUUCAGUGUAUUGUUGUCUACAUUAUAACUGACUGUUAACAGUGUUUUUAGGUUUUGGAAAAAUAGAGCGAGG
This is a messenger RNA of Porites evermanni, 17394 nucleotides long. Lineage: Eukaryota; Metazoa; Cnidaria; Anthozoa; Scleractinia; Poritidae. The record is from the annotation of a GenBank genome assembly.